Messenger RNA from Ustilago hordei, 234 nucleotides. RefSeq lists its product as uncharacterized. Bases 1 to 234 code for a protein of 77 amino acids. The record is from RefSeq and is a predicted model, not a curated record. The transcript has 2 exons. NCBI's taxonomy places the organism in Eukaryota, Fungi, Basidiomycota, Ustilaginomycetes, Ustilaginales, Ustilaginaceae.
AUGGUCAGAACUGGGACAGGCAGGGUGGUCCCAUGGGCGUGCGAUGCUACCCGAAACGCUGGAGAGUUGAAGUGUCAGUCGAGGUACGGUCCUGGAGCGAAGCUGAACCUCCCCCAGAACCUCUCAAAGUACCUUGGUAUGCUCGAGCAAGAUGCGGCCAAGAAGCAGCUGGAGGAUUUCUUCGAGGACAGGCUCCGUUCGCCUGUCCUUGAUAAGUGCAAGGACCGCGCUUAA